This is a messenger RNA of Harmonia axyridis, 2052 nucleotides long. RefSeq lists its product as uncharacterized. The coding region runs from base 1 to 2052 and encodes 683 amino acids. The transcript has 3 exons. The record is from RefSeq and is a predicted model, not a curated record. Lineage: Eukaryota; Metazoa; Arthropoda; Insecta; Coleoptera; Coccinellidae.
AUGACGUCUAUUAAUGAAUUACGUUUCAAGCGAGGUUUGAGCAAGGGAGCUCUAACAAGAUUUCAAAAUUUUGUUGAUAAAAUUCAAUUGGAUAGUCUCGAUGUCAAAAUAGUUGAACAGCUCAAGGCGAGGUUAAGCAUGCUAGAAAACACAUAUUGCGAGUUUUCAAAAUAUCAAGACCUAAUUGAAUAUCAUUUACAAGUAGACGAAGCACAGGAUGUUGAGGCUGUUUCACGCGAACAAGAUGAGCGCGAACUCUUCGAAAACAAUUAUUUCAAUUUACUUUCAUUUGUCAAAUCCACAAUAAUACAAUUUGAAGAUACCAAUGACAGUGUCAACAAUGUCGGUAAUACUAGAAUGCCAAGCAAUGAUGAAAGUAUAUCAUCAGCAUAUUCAGAUAAACAAUUGGCUAAAUUGCCAGCACUUGUGUUACCCCAAUUUUCAGGUUCAGUAGAAAAUUGGCUGGAAUUUCGAGAUAUCUUCAAUUCUUUAAUAGAAAAUAACAGGUCCUUGGACGACGUUCAAAAGUUUUAUUAUUUAAAGUCAUGUCUAAAGGGAGAGGCAUCCCAUAUCAUUGAAUCAAUUGCAAUUACUAAGGACAAUUACAAGAUUGCAUUCAAUUUGUUAAAGGAAAGAUAUGAAAAUAAAAAACUGAUUGUUGAAAGGUAUAUCAACAUUUUAUUACAUGCUAGUCCGAUUCAAAAAGAAAAUUCUACCGAGUUAAGAAAACUGCACGAUUCAUUCAUAAGCACUUUACGCUCCUUAAAAGGUCUAGGUCAGCCCACGGAACAUUGGGACACAUUCAUGGUGUAUUUGCUUGUUUCAAAAUUCGAUAGUAGAACUCGUAGAGACUGGGAAAACCUCAAAAUUCAAGGUGAACUUCCCACGUUGAAAGAGAUCAGUUCCUUUCUGAAAGAAAAAUGUGAUAUAUUAGAAAAAUACUCCAAAUCUGAUAAACAUUUUGAAAAUACAUAUAAAAACGACGCAAGUAAGAGUAAAAGAGUUAAUGCAUUUGUAGCAAAUGGUUUUGCUUGCUACCUGUGCAACGGCAAUCAUUCUAUCUUCAAAUGCGAUAAAUUUCUAAGGCUUAAUGUACACGAAAGAAUGAAUGAAAUUCAAAAAAUGAAUCGUUGUGUCAAUUGUUUUGGAAAACAUUCUUUGAAAGAGUGCAAAAGAUCUACCUGCAAGAUUUGUCAUAGAUUUCACAAUACUCUGUUACACCGUUCGAAUUCCGAACGCUCUGAUAAAGGUGAGACAGGAGCAUCGGUUACAGCAAACGCUACGGUCUGCAACGACACAAGCAGCGUCGCAUCUAGCAACUCUGCCAUAGUUCAUAGGGCAGUCGAAACUACAGAUCCCGCAAAUUGUUUGAAUAUUUCGUCCAAUGCUGCUACGGCCGGCGGCACGAUGUCGAUUCUGUCGACGGCGAAGGUUGAAAUAAAUAAUAGACAGGGAGGUGAAUGGAAGUUACCUACCUGUAAACCAAAUCGCGAUACAAGUAGUUACCUAUGUAUUAAUUCAAGGGUCGAUGAAGACAGCGUUCUUAAUGACAAUUUGAGAAAAUUCUGGCAAAUUGAUGAAUCUCUGGAACCGGCUAUCAAAAAUGAAUUUUGCGAAAAACAUUUCGUCGAAAGCUAUUCUCGUCAAAGGGAUGGCAGAUUUAAGGUCAAAAUUCCUUUUAAAGAGAACAUUAAGAAAUUAGGUAAAUCAAAACAAAUGGCUCUUAAAAGAUUCGAGGGUUUAGAAAAACGUUUGAAACAGAAUCAACAUUUGAGGGAACACUAUAAUAAAUUCAUGCAAGAAUAUUUGACAUUGGGUCAUCUAAAGCCAGUUGAAGGCGAAAUCAACGAUUUGGCUGAUGAUGGCACAGUGUAUUACGUCCCGCAUCAUGCGAUUUUCAAGAACUCAACUACUACACCAUGUCGCGUUGUGUUUGAUUUUUCGGCAAAAACAGACAGCGAUAUAUCAUUGAAUGAUGCGCAAGGAAAUGCAUUCAUUCGUAAUGAGUGCCGACAUUGGGAAGAUGUUCAGGCAAAUCUGGAUACACCCUGA